AUGAACGGCCGUGCCCUGCCGCCAUCAAUACCUGAGGAUGGCGAAGCCCCAGAUCACAUACAUCAAGGAGAGCUGAAUGGCUACCACCAGAGGUUUCAGAGUGGUGAUGGCGGAGAGGAUGAGGUCCCUGUGUCCAAGUCCCAAAGACGAAAGAGUGACGUCAAAGUCUAUAAGGAGUUUUGUGACUUUUAUGCUCGCUUCAACAUGGCCAACGCACUGGCCAAUGCCAUGUGUGAGCGCUGCAAGAGUGGCUUUGCCCCGGCCGAGAAAAUAGUGAACAGCAACGGGGAGCUCUACCACGAGCAGUGCUUUGUCUGCGCCCAGUGUUUCCAGCAGUUCCCAGAGGGGCUCUUCUACGAGUUCGAAGGACGGAAGUACUGUGAGCAUGACUUCCAGAUGCUGUUUGCUCCUUGUUGUCACCAGUGUGGUGAGUUCAUUAUUGGACGGGUGAUCAAGGCGAUGAACAACAGCUGGCAUCCGGACUGCUUCUGCUGCGAUCUCUGCCAGGCUGUGCUCGCUGAUGUUGGAUUUGUUAAAAAUGCCGGACGGCACCUGUGCCGCCCGUGUCACAACAAAGAGAAAGCCCGGGGCCUGGGAAAGUACAUCUGUCAGAAGUGUCACGCCAUCAUCGAUGAGCAGCCCUUGUUGUUUAAGAAUGACCCCUACCAUCCUGAUCACUUCAACUGCAACAACUGCGGUAAAGAGCUGACGGCUGAUGCCCGGGAACUGAAGGGAGAACUCUACUGUCUGCCAUGCCACGACAAGAUGGGGGUGCCCAUCUGUGGGGCCUGUAGGAGACCCAUCGAGGGACGCGUGGUCAACGCCAUGGGAAAGCAGUGGCAUGUGGAGCAUCAUGUGUGUACUGUGUGUGAGCGCCCGUUUCAGGGCCACCCAUUUUAUGAACGAGGCGGCCGUGCCUAUUGUGAGAGACAUUUUGACAUGCAUUUUGUGUGUGCUAAGUGUGAGAAACCCUUCCUGGGACACCGUCACUACGAGCGCAAGGGCCUGGCCUACUGCGAAACGCACUACAACCAGCUGUUUGGAGAUGUCUGCUACCACUGCAACCGCGUCAUUGAAGGAGAUGUGGUGUCAGCCCUUAACAAGGCUUGGUGUGUCAACUGUUUUGCCUGCUCUACCUGCAAUACAAAGCUCACCCUCAAGGAUAAGUUUGUGGAGGUGGAUCUGAAACCGGUGUGUAAACACUGCUAUGAACGCCUCCCAGAUGACAUGAAGCGGCGGCUGGCCAAGCGCGAACGUGAUUCCAAAGAAAAAAAGAAGAAGUUGAACAAGUUUGUGGAGUUUGACAUGAAACCCGUGUGCAAGAAGUGCUAUGAGAAGUUUCCCCUGGAGCUGAAGAAAAGGCUGAAGAAGCUAUCUGAAACUGUUGCACGGAAAUAAAGCCCAGCAAGCAGCUUGAGAGGAAAAAAGAAGCUGGUGGGGUGGCCAUUCUCGUGCCCACCACUAUCAUUUCAGAUGGAAUGAAUGUGGUUUUUGUUACAUUUAGGUUUGCAUCACUUAUAGUCCUGCCGUUCACUGCUGGAAAGCGCUGCCUGAACUUUAUAUUCCUGAAACUGAUGGCUUGAAAGUUUAGUCAGGACAUAGAAAUUUAGCCUGAGUGCCUUUUUCGUAAAUGCUGCACUGUUUUUCAUAUAUAUAUAUAUAUUUGCUUAUGUCACUGCUUGAUCGAUAAUAUGUAUAAGUAUAUGAUAAUGGUCCUAUAUUUAAUAACAUUUGGUCUUUAAUAGGUAAAAUUAAAUAUAAACUGUCUGGAAAAAUUAACCAAAAAAAACAACUCUUUCACUUAUAUUACUGCUACAUUUCUAUAUGAAUUAACUGAGCUAAAGGAAAACCAGGAGAUUGUAUUGUUUGUAUUGUUAUAUUGAACAUAUACACACCGCCUAAUGUUUUCUUCCAGCAUUUGUUGUAUAAUGAGUUUGUAUUUUCUUUAAUAAUGCAAAACCAUGCAGUUUGGCUCUUUUAAGUUACAAAUAAUUUUUGCAUCAGUAAUUUAUGCUGUUGUGUCUUGUGUUACAAUAAAGGAACCAUCUACCACAUGUUUGUUUAUCUUGUUACAGGAUAUAGCAGACCUAUGUAACACUAUGUGCCAAUAGGUGCAUCCUAGUAUGAAGCCACCAGUUAAUUUUUUUCAGAUUUAUAUAAAUUAACAGAAAUCAUCAAAUUUAGCUCUGAAAUAAAUAUCUAUUUUAUACUAC
Menidia menidia (Atlantic silverside) is the source of this 2213-nucleotide messenger RNA. NCBI's taxonomy places the organism in Eukaryota, Metazoa, Chordata, Actinopteri, Atheriniformes, Atherinopsidae. The record is from the annotation of a GenBank genome assembly.